Molecule: messenger RNA, 1648 nt
Organism: Penaeus monodon (black tiger shrimp)
Lineage: Eukaryota; Metazoa; Arthropoda; Malacostraca; Decapoda; Penaeidae
Gene: GABPI
Product: palmitoyltransferase ZDHHC23-like
Exons: 5
Coding region: 140-1381 (413 amino acids)
Molecular function (GO): palmitoyltransferase activity
Source: RefSeq, a predicted model, not a curated record
CCCGACGUCCUCCCUGCCAUUACGCAUUCCAUUGUAUUUUCUACCUCUCUGCCCAAAUUAAAAUCAGAUUCUAUAGUAUUUUGACGGUGAUUCACGGUCUUAUACCGUACUAUCAACCAGAAUGAAUGGCAUAUGAGCGAUGUUUUUUGUCACUAGCGGCAGAGGUGUGAUUGUUAUUGUGAGUGGACAAAUGCCAGCGGCAUGUGCGCAGCCACACUCCCUCGCGAUCACCAUGCCAGAAAAAGAUGAUUCACCACUUUGUUGUUGCGAGUAUGUAAACAGAGAAGGGGAAAGAUCUCACAUUCUUGCUGCAUUUUGUAAUUGUGAAGACCUUGAUGAAGCUUUUGAUAGAUUGCUCACAAGAAAGAAUGUAGAUACUGGAAGCUGUGAAAAAAUCAUGGAAACCGCCGUAGAUCGCUUAAGGAUACCAUGGUGGGGAGGAGCCAAGAAAGUUCCUCCAGAUGUUGCUUGUGGCUUGGUGCUAGUGCCACUCUUCAUCCUCUUGGGCUGCAUGUCAUGGACUUUCACUUUCAUUACUUAUUUGAUUGUCUUGCCAACCGUGAUGUUUUCUAUUCAUAGAUUUUUAAGAAGAAAGGUUGUGCACAAAGACACCUCUACCUACCAGUCAGGUGACUCCAAAGACAUGAAGAAAUACCCUAGGUCGAAGUUCUACCUCACCUGGCUUGCCUCAUCCAUUGUAUCUCUACUCCUGAUAUAUUACACACAAGUGAUUGCCUAUCUCAAGAUCAGCCCAUAUGAAAACCUGGCUUUUAUGAUAUUUGUGUGGCUCUCGGGAACAUUCCUGUAUCUGGUCAGAGCCACAGCCUGUGCAGGAUUUGACCCUCCAGAAAAGAGAGGGGAUGAUGUGUAUGAUGAUGUGAUUGAGUCUGGUGCUUGGAGGAUCUGUGGAGAAUGUGAGCAGCAAGUUCCAAGAUUGGCUUCUCAUUGCCGCACCUGUGGCAUCUGUUAUUUCAUGCGUGAUCACCAUUGUGUCUGGUUGGACACAUGCAUCUGCCAUGUAAAUGACAGAUGGUUCAUGGGUGGUUUGUUCUUUGGGCUGAUUGCAUUGUGUUAUGGCUUUCAUCUGAGCCUUACCACUGUGUGUCAUCCUCGAUUGCUCAACAUCUAUUUCAUGGAUAUCCUUGUUCCUGAAACAUGUCCCGAUGCAUUUAUUGAUUUUCAGUCAAGCCUAACAACGUCUGGUGCUUGUUAUGCUCUCCUCCUUGGGAUUCUCGUGGCACUCGCUCUUCUCCAGCAGCUUGUGUGUGUUGUGGCCGGGGUGAAGUUGCGGGAAUACAAACAGAGACGGUUACUUCCAGGACAGCCUGGCUUUUCCGUCAGCGGUGCUUUCAAGAAUUGUCUCAACUUCUGGUGGAGAUGAUGGAAUUCCUCACUUUUUUCUGAUCAAAUGUUCUGUGACUUACCUGCAUAUAAAAAGACAUGAAGAAAUACAAGGAAAAAGAUAUGAUGUGAUUACUGUACCAUUAUGCUAAUAUUAAUGGCGUAAAGUGCUUUAUUUGGAGUAGUGUAGUGAUGAUGAUUUUCAGGUAUAGAUUUUAGUUAUGGACAGCUUUAAGGAAGUAAAUUUAUUUAAACUGAUAAGAAGCUACCUGCAUAUAUUUUAUUAUAGUAUAUUUUACAAAGUGAG